Anisakis simplex (herring worm) is the source of this 450-nucleotide messenger RNA. NCBI's taxonomy places the organism in Eukaryota, Metazoa, Nematoda, Chromadorea, Rhabditida, Anisakidae. The record is from the annotation of a GenBank genome assembly.
CAAUCUGAGAACUUGAAAGCCUCUGAAGGCAUUACGAACGGUAUAGCCUUGGUUUCCUCCAACCAUACAGUGGCCUCAGUGGCUCGUUCAACGCAAUUCGUCAUGUUUGCUGCAAAAAAAUGGACACUUCUCAUCAAUUUUGGUGAUAAAAUGGUCUUCGAGCUCAACAAUGCCAGAAUGGUUUCAGUAAUCAUUCAAAAUGAAAUGUGUCUACUAACCGUGGGUAACGGCUCAGGUUCCACGGAUGUUUAUUGCUGUACUCUACAUUGGCGUAAGGACCAGAUAAUCAACAUUUUAAAAAGUGACGCAAUUCGUGCCAUUGUUACAUUUGAAGUGCAAGAAAGGGUGAUGAAGGUUUUCACCCUCGUGAAAAAUGGAAUCGAAAUAUUUCGACCACUAAUGAUGUGGUCAAUGCUAGUAUGGACACUAUCAACUGAACAAAACAGCUGA